CUCAAUGACAGCAGAGUUACUCAUGUUCCUUGUUUAUGCUACAGGCCGUCAUUUGAUUUGAAGAUGCAUGCCUUAAAACUUCGAUGGGGUCAAUUGAGGAAACACCACCAAUGAUGCUAAUUGGAACAGAGUGAGGCUGCAGACCAUAUUUUAGUUCUUGGGGACUACUGAUGGUCCACGGACCACAGGUUGGCCUUUGUGGUUCUUAAACCAUGGAGUCCAUGGCUGUCCUUGACACUGUUGGGGUGGGAGACCUAGUGCUUCUGGACCCCCUGACGGAAGACACGGUGAUGCGGAACCUGGAGAAACGUUUCCAUCGAAAGGACAUCUAUACAUACAUUGGGAACGUGGUGAUCUCAGUGAACCCAUAUGAGCCUCUGUCCAUUUAUACAGAAGAGAAGGUGGAAGAGUAUAAGAACUGCAACUUCUUUGCAGUAAAACCCCACAUCUAUGCCAUUGCAGAUGAUGCCUAUCGCUCAUUGAGAGAUCAAGACAAAGACCAAUGUGUUCUUAUCACCGGCGAGAGCGGGGCUGGUAAAACAGAGGCCAGCAAACUAGUGAUGUCAUAUGUGGCAGCUGUAUGUGGAAAAGGAGAGGAGGUGAACCGUGUCAAGGAGCAACUGCUGCAGUCCAACCCAGUACUGGAAGCCUUUGGGAAUGCGAAAACCAUACGCAAUGACAACUCCUCGCGAUUUGGCAAAUAUAUGGAUAUUGAGUUUGACUUUAAGGGUGAUCCUUUGGGUGGAGUCAUCAGCAAUUACUUGCUAGAGAAGUCCCGUGUGGUGCAUCAUGAGAAGGGUGAAAGAAACUUCCACAUCUUCUAUCAGCUUCUGUCUGGAGCUUCAGAUCAGCUGCUCAAACAAUUAAAACUAGAACGAGAUUGUAGCCUUUAUGGCUACCUUAACAAGGAUGCCACAAGCCUGCAGGGUAUGCAUGAUGCAACAAACUUCAAAGCUGUUCAGGAUGCCAUGCGAGACAUUGGCUUCUCCCCAUCAGAAGUGACGGCAGUGCUGGAAGUGAUCGCUGUUGUCCUCAAAUUGGGCAACGUGCAGCUGCGGGAACAGUUUCAAGCCAGUGGGGCAGAGUCAUGUGAUAUCCAGGAUGACAAAGUGGUACGAGAGAUCUGUCAGCUGAUCCAGGUGGAUGAAUCUAUACUGGAGCAUGCUUUAUGUUCUCGCACAGUCGAAACCAAUCAAGAGAAGGUGGUGACAACACUGAGUGUCCCUCAAGGCUACUAUGUGCGGGAUGCUCUAGCAAAGAACAUAUAUAACCGGUUGUUCAACUGGCUGAUUAACAGGAUUAAUGAGAGCAUCAAAGUGACAACAACGGAGCGCAAGAAAGUGAUGGGUGUUCUGGAUAUUUAUGGCUUUGAGAUUUUUCAAGACAACAGUUUUGAGCAGUUUGUUAUCAAUUACUGUAAUGAAAAGCUCCAGCAAAUCUUCAUUCUGUUGACCCUGAAGGAGGAGCAAGAAGAGUACAUCCGCGAGGGGGUUACUUGGACUUCUGUGGACUUUUUUGAUAACAGCAUCAUCUGCAACUUGAUAGAAGAUAACACAGGUGGGAUUCUGGCUAUGUUGGAUGAGGAAUGCCUUCGCCCAGGGAAAGUGAAUGAAACUACCUUCCUCAACAAGCUCAAUGUCACAUUUAAGGAUAACCAACGCUAUGAGAGCAGAGUAACCCAGAAUGCCAAGCGUAUAAUGGACUCCAGCUUGUCUGCACAAUGCUUUCGCAUUCACCACUAUGCUGGCAAGGUGACUUACAACGUGGCUGGAUUCAUAGAGAAGAACAAUGACUUACUCUUUAGGGAUCUGUCACAGGCCAUGUGGAAGGCCAAGCACGGGCUGUUGCGCAGCCUCUUCCCUGAAGGGGACCCUCAAAAAACCUCACACAAACGUCCGCCUACAGCUGGUUCCCAAUUCAAAGCUUCUGUAAUGACCCUCAUGAAGAACCUCUACUCCAAGAACCCUAAUUAUAUAAGGUGCAUCCGGCCCAAUGACAUCCAAAAGCCUGCUGUAUUCACAGAUGCAUUGGUUCGGGCACAGGUACGUUACCUUGGCCUGUUGGAGAAUGUACGUGUUCGUCGGGCUGGCUAUGCCUAUCGGCAGGCCUAUGAGCCAUGUCUGGAGCGUUACAAGAUGCUGUGCAAGGGGACCUGGCCACAUUGGAAAGGAAGUGCAAGGGAGGGCGUUCAGACCCUUUUGAGCAGUUUGGCCAUCGACCCUAAGGAACUGGCAUAUGGAUACAAAAAGAUCUUCAUACGAACACCACGUACACUUUUUGAUCUGGAGAGCAGACGACAACGGCGAGUUGGGGAGCUGGCAGCCCUGAUCCAAGCUACUUUCCGUGCAUGGAAAUGCCGCAAACACUAUCUACAGAUUCGCAAGAGCCAAAUCGUUAUCUCUGCCUGGUUCCGGGGCCAUGCACAAAAGAAGAAGUAUGCAAAGAUGAAGGCAUCAGCUCUUCUUAUCCAAGCCUAUGUCCGGGGCUGGAAGUCUCGUAGGCUCCUACGGGAACUUAAGGAACAGAAAUGCCAGAAUCAGGCUGCCACCAUCAUUUCUGCUUACUGGAAAGGUUAUCAGUCUCGUAAGCUCCUACGGGAACUUAAGGAACAGAAAUGCCAGAUUCAGGCUGCCACCACCAUUUCUGCUUACUGGAAAGGUUAUCAGACACGGAAGGAGUAUAAGAAAUAUUUCCGCUCUGGAGCAUCUGUGCGCAUCACCAAUUUUAUCUAUCGGAGCAUGGUGCAAAAAUUUCUCCUGGGCCUAAAAAACAACCUUCCUUCCAUGAAAGCAACCGAUCACACUUGGCCUCCUGCCCCAUAUAAAUUUUUCAGUGAUGCCAAUCAAGAGCUGAAGAAGAUCUUCCACCACUGGAGGUGUAAGAAAUACCGAGAUCAGUUGCCACCCCAGAGAAAAGCAGUCUUACAGGACAAACUGUGUGCCAGUGAACUUUUCCGAGGCAAGAAAAGUUUGUACCAGAAGAGCCUCUCACAGCCUUUCAAAGGGGAAUACCUGGGUUUGAAGGAGAAUCCAAAAUAUCGUAAGCUCCAAAGCUCAGCCGAUGGCAAGCUGCUUAUGGCUGACAAUGUGAAGAAAGUCAACCGAGGUGAUGGAAAGGCUUCUACUCGGAUAUUUAUUCUUACCAAAAGUCAUAUUAUCCUAGCUGAUCCCAAGGCUGCGCAGCCCAAAACAGUGAUCACUCUGAGUGACAUAGACAGUGUCUCUGUCACACGCUUCUCAGAUGGGUUUUUUGUUCUGCACAUCAGAGAGUCUUCCACAGCAGGCACCAAAGGGGACUUCCUGCUUAUCAGUGACCACCUGAUUGAACUGAUCACUCGACUACACCAGGCCGUGUUGGACACUACAAAGCAAAAACUGAAACUUCAAGUGGCUGAUGAGUUUGUGGUGAAGUUCAAACAAAGCAGCAUUGCUGUCAAGGUGGUGGAGACAGCCGUAAAGCAAGGCACAGGGCCAGUCUGCAGGAAGAAAGGCAGCCAUAGACUGGAGGUGUUGGUUCAAUGAUGUGAAGCAGCCCACAAGCAGCUGUUCUGGGUUUCUGGAGAACAUGGAGCUGGGAACCUGUGAUUUAUAUGUGAAUCAUAGCCAACUUCAAUCCCUCUUGGUUUUAGAAGUUUUACUUCAGAUGCAGCUAUCAGAAAUACUCUCAGAAACCAGUUGAUGACACAUGCCAGUUUAUUGCCGAAGGCUUUCAUACCUGGAGUUGUGAGUUUUUUGGGUUCUAUGGCCAUGUUCCAGAAGCAUUCUCUCCUGACGUUUCGCCCACAUCUAUGGCAGGCAUCCUCAGAGGUUGUGUGUUAUGUUGGAAACUAAGCAAGUGGGGUUUAUAUAUCUGUGGAAUGUCCAGGGUGGGAGAAAGAACUCUUUUCUGUUUGAGGCAAAUGUGAAUAUUGUAAUUGGCCACCUUGAUUGGCAUUGAAUGACUUUGCAGCUUCAAAGCCUAGCUGGUUGCUGCCUGGGGGAAUCCUUUGUUGGGAGUUAGUUCUCUCACCCUGGACAUUCCACAGAUAUAUAAAUCUCAUUGCCUAGCUUCCAACAGACCUCACAACCUCUGAGGAUGCCUGCCAUAGAUGCAGACAAAAUGUCAGGAGAGAAUGCUUCUGGAACAUGGCCAUACAGCCAGAAAAACUCACAAGAACCCAGAUGCCAGUUUCUCCACUGAAGACAGAAAUGACAACUUGGGCCUCAUACUUUCAGAAAUGGCAUGUCCUGUGUAGAAGCCUUAAUUUGAGCAUACGUGGGAGAAAAACAUCAUAAAGUCCCCAAGGGAAAUGAGACAUCUUGUCUCCUUCAUUAAACGCCAAAAUGAAUGUUAGGCAUCCGCGAUCUUUAGGAAUGUUGAAUAAUCACAAGCUGGUUUCCUGGGUUACUUCUCCUAAAGAUAACACGAAAGCACAAAUCACAGGUGUGUGCUCUAUUACGGUUGUUUGCAAUUAUUCUCCAAGAGCACUUUGGCCUGUGUUUGUUUUGAGAUACAGAAAAUAAUUGCAAAAAUGCAUUAAAUUUUAUUUUGAAUCUUGCAUAAUGAGAAAAUUGCUCUAUUGAGAGUUUUGCCAUGGUCGAAAAAUACUGUAUGAUUUCCCGACUUGUGAGAAGUUCAUUGAACUUCACUAUUCAUUAAAAUAAAGUCAUUAAUUAAAUGAUUCAUUAAAAAAAUAAAAGAAACAGUUGCCUUAAGGGUUGCAUCAGAACAAUUAGAAAAGGGAUUGGAGCUAUGAUGGUAAAAACUUUAAACGGCUAAUAAAACACCAACGGUACAUUCAUGCUAUAAUUUUGAAAGGCCAACAUUAAACCUGGUGGAUUUACAAACUCCUUUGGUGAGCAAUAGAUAUAGAAACUUGGUUAAUUCCCAGUGUAUCUCUGUUUGCCCCAGAGAAUAAGACAUAUAAGGAGCAUUGUCACAAUUCAAAUUUGAAAGCAGAGAUGGGAGGUAAGUUUGUAAAAUGGCCCAUGUAAUUUGUAUUCUUCUUCAAUCAUGUUUGAUCAGUACCGGCAGCCUCUGACAUACAAACAUUUGACUUACAAACAACCCAUAGUUAAGAAUGGGGUGAGACAACAGGAAGUGAGAAAAAUCUACCUCUUGGAAGGGAAAUGAACUCCUGGAAGAGUUAUCAUGGGGAAAAAGGGUCUCCACUGAAGCUUUAUCAU
Molecule: messenger RNA, 5165 nt
Organism: Anolis sagrei ordinatus
Lineage: Eukaryota; Metazoa; Chordata; Lepidosauria; Squamata; Anolidae
Source: RefSeq, a predicted model, not a curated record